AUGCGUCUGCCGCACCUCGAGCAGCUUCAGCCUCCGCCUCCGCCAACUGGGAGGAGGCUGCCGCUCCUCGACGGCACGCCGUUUCGAAUCGGCCGCAAUGCCGACUCGGAAGCAGUCGUUCACGGCGAGUUCAUCAGCCGCGAUCACGCGAGCCUCCGCAAGUCGGACUCCGGCGGCUGGGUGCUCCGUGAUCUGUCUCGCAACGGCGUCUUCAUCGCGGGUUCGCUGCGGCUGAAGCCGAACCAGGACCACACCCUCACCGACGGCGACGAGAUCCGACUCGGUGGACCUGGAGCCGAUGCGGAGGCCAUCUUCCGUUUUGUGCAUCCGUCCAGUGGCUCGCCCGCACUUGCCGGCGGCGUGGGCGCCGGAGAUGUCGGCACCAGUGGCGGCACCAGUGGCGAGGCGGGCGGCGGCACAGGCGGCACCGGUGGCGAGGAGGAGGCGGGCGGCGAGGAGAUGGAGGCGGCUGGCGAGCAGACGGAGGCGGGUGGAGAGAGGGACGGCGAGGCGGAGGCGGCGGAAGAGAGCGAGGAGGAGUGCACGCAGGAGGACCCGGAGCUGAUGCACUGCCUCGCCGCCGCCGCCGCCGCCGCCGCUGGUGCAGCUCCAGCCUCCUCUGCCGCAUCUGACGACCUCGACGACGAGACUGCUCCGGGCCUGGCUUCCGUCAUGCCCUUCUCUCUCUCGAACGCCGAGUUCGUGGAGGCUGCCCGGGGCGUGUGCGCCGCUGAGGCUGCCGCUGCGGCGGCGGCGGCGGCGGAGGAGGAGGAGCGAGCGGCCAGCAAGCCGGUCGCGGCGGCGGCGGCCGUCUCGGGGACGGGCGGCGCUGGUGCGGCUCCGGCCGCAAAGCGCGCGCGCAUCGACUGCUUUUACCCCGACGCAGGGGCGGCGGCGCGAGACGCGACGGGAGCGCCGGCGCCAGGCUCGCCGGUGGGCGGCAGCAGCACGGGCCAGUCAGGCGCAGCUGCGGCGGCGCCGUCUGCGGGCGGGGGCUCGUCGCGGUCGCACGGGGGCGGCGUGGCGGCAGCGGGGUCGGGUGCCGGGGCGGGCCGGCUGCACGGCUUCUCUCGCAAGCCGUCGCAGGAGGCCAGGGCGUUGGCCGAGGCGGACGCCGUCCGCCCGGACGGGCAGGGCGAGCUGGGCCACAGGUUUGGCGCUCCGCCCUUCUCCGUGCUCAACAGCCAGAGGGGGUACUGGAAGGAGCGGAGGCACUUCUGGGAGGGGACGUACAACGUGCACUCCGAGGAGGGCCGCGGCGACAACCUCAUCGGCUACAAGGGCCUCGGAGGCGAGGGGGCGAGGGGCACGUCCGUCUUCUGCCCCGUCCUCUCGGAGCUCUGCUGCCGCUGGUGGUGCCCCGCCGGAGGGACUGUGCUCGACCCGUUCGCCGGAGGGUCUGUGCGCGGCGUGGUCGCCGGCUGGCUCGGCCUGCGGUACGUCGGCCUCGAGCUGCGGCGCGAGCAGAUCGCGAGGAACCGCGAGCAGGCGGCGCGCGCCGGCGCGGUCGCGGGGUCGAGCGGCCACCGCUGGCGGCCUCCGGAGUGGGUGGAGGCGGACGCGCGAGAGCUCGCCGAUGGCGACGGCCCCGCGGGCGCGCCUCGGCAGGCCGACUUUGUCUUUUCGUGCCCGCCGUACUUUGACCUCGAGCAGUACUCGGACGACCCCCGCGACCUGUCGAGGGCGCACAGCUACGCCACCUUCCUCGCCGCCUACGAGGCGAUCAUCGCCGCCGCCGCGCACCGCCUCAAGCCUCGCCGCUUCGCCUGCUUCGUCGUCGGCGAGAUCCGCGAUGGCGACGGCUUCAUGCGCAACUUUGUGGGCGACACCGUCUCCGCCUUCCAAAAGGCGGGCUGCCGGCUGUACAACUCGUGCGUGAUGCUGCUCCCCUUCAACACGCUGCCCGUGCGGGCCGGCAAAGCGAUGGCCUCCUCCGCCAAGCUGGGCAUGUGCCACCAGCACGUGCUCGUCUUCUACAACGGCCGCAACCCCGCGGCGGAGGUCAAGGGUCUCAACCUCGCAAACAUGACGCGCCCGCUCGAGUGGGAGUGA
Messenger RNA from Emiliania huxleyi CCMP1516, 2052 nucleotides. RefSeq lists its product as hypothetical. The record is from RefSeq and is a predicted model, not a curated record. The coding region runs from base 1 to 2052 and encodes 683 amino acids. Lineage: Eukaryota; Haptophyta; Isochrysidales; Noelaerhabdaceae. The transcript is spliced from 2 exons. Gene Ontology annotation, molecular function: protein binding.